This is a messenger RNA of Misgurnus anguillicaudatus (oriental weatherfish), 3071 nucleotides long. NCBI's taxonomy places the organism in Eukaryota, Metazoa, Chordata, Actinopteri, Cypriniformes, Cobitidae. The record is from RefSeq and is a predicted model, not a curated record.
CGUGCAGCAGCAGCGACCGCGCAUGCGCCAGAGAAAGGCGCAACAGUGGCAGGAGAAAAACAACAACAUUCAUUGGAACGGGGUGGAAUUUAUGGCAGCGCGAAGAGACCCCAGACCUCACUGAUCCAGUAUCACUUUAUUCAUUUUGGCUUGAUCUGUAAAUGUUGCCGAGCCCAUGAACCUGGCCAGUCAGAGCGGAGAGGCCGGCUGCAGCCAGCUGCUCUUCGCCAACUUUAAUCAGGAUAACACAUCCUUAGCUGUUGGUACCAAGUCUGGUUACAAGUUUUUCUCCUUGUCUUCAGUGGACAAAUUGGAACAGAUAUAUGAAUGUACUGACACAGAGGAUGUGUGUAUCGUGGAGAGACUGUUCUCCAGCAGCCUUGUUGCUAUCGUCAGCCUUAAGGCACCUCGAAAACUGAAGGUGUGUCAUUUUAAGAAAGGAACCGAGAUAUGCAACUACAGCUACUCGAACACUAUACUGGCUGUGAAACUAAACAGACAGAGAUUGAUAGUCUGUUUAGAGGAGUCACUCUAUAUCCACAACAUUAGGGAUAUGAAAGUACUACAUACCAUUCGAGAGACCCCUCCAAACCCUUCAGGACUGUGUGCCCUGUCAAUCAGUAAUGACAACUGCUACUUGGCCUAUCCAGGAAGUGCGACAAUUGGGGAGGUACAAGUUUUUGACACCGUAAACCUGAGGGCAGCUAACAUGAUCCCUGCCCAUGACAGCCCAUUAGCAGCACUGGCGUUUGAUGCAAGCGGCACUAAAUUGGCCACAGCCUCUGAGAAGGGCACUGUAAUCCGUGUGUUCUCUAUUCCCGAGGGCCAAAAGCUCUUUGAGUUUAGGAGGGGAGUAAAGAGAUGUGUAAGCAUCUGCUCCCUUGCCUUCAGCAUGGAGGGACUCUACCUAUCUGCUUCAAGUAACACCGAGACGGUUCAUAUUUUCAAGCUGGAGAUGCAGAGAGAGAAGUCAGUGCCUCAGGAAGAACCUACUACUUGGACGGGAUACUUUGGGAAAGUAUUGAUGGCCUCCACAACAUAUCUGCCUGCCCAUGUGACAGAGAUGUUUUCUCAAGGAAGGGCAUUUGCUACGGUCAGAUUGCCCUUUUCUAAUCACAAGAACAUCUGCGCUUUGGCCGUAAUCCAAAAGAUUCCACGGCUUUUGGUGGCGGCGUCCGAUGGUUAUCUUUACCUGUACAACCUGGACCCACAGGAGGGUGGAGAGUGCACACUAAUGAAACAACAUAAGUUAGAUGGAAGCGCAGAGCCAGCAAAUGAAAUUCUCGAACAGACAUCACAUGACCGGCCACUCGUGGCACAGACAUACAGUGCUGCUGUUGCCAAAGGUUACACUGAGGAUCAGGGAGCGGUAGGGGGUGCCGGAGUGGAGGAUGACAUGAACAAUCUACACCUGGAUGAAGAGAACGAACAGCCUCCCUUAAUUCUGGAAACCGACUGAGGCCCUGUCGGUCACACCCUGUGCAGAAGAUGAAUUCGACAGAGUGAUGUUGCUGCUACGGACACGACGAGUGUCGCGAUACGUGUGACCCGAUAAAGGAAAGGGAUUAAAAGAGAGAUCAUUUUAAAGCAAGCCUAGCUGUAGCCUUACUCUGUUGUUGCGUAUAGAUGUUUUCCUUUCCCCACGCUUGUGGCUUUAUAAAAUCUGGUGAAUUUUUGUUUUUGAUUUUUUGUUUUUAACUGUCCAGAAAUGUCAUUUAAUCAGACCAAAAUAUGAGAUCCAAGCUGCAGGUGUCACAUCUCUCCUAGCUUUGCAUGUACAUGUGCCAAGAAUAGAAAUGCUAGAAAACCUUUGCUUUCAAGUUGAUGUUUCUGAUGUAUUUGCCGCCCAUUUCUGCUCUCGAACUUUGACAAACACUUGCGUGUUUGCGUGUUGUGUCUUUUUAAAUAUGUGAUUGAAGGCUAACUGGCUUGCAUAGCCUGCCACAUCACCACAUAGCUGUGCAUUGUGGAGUCCUAUACGAAUCGUCAACGUGUGGCUAUGCCGUGGCACCAAGAUGUGAAUUUUGUCCAGUAAUAGCAAUGUAUAUUACAUGUUAAUAUGAUAGCCUGGUUACAGUUAUUGUUUAUUAUGCCAUUGAUGGCUAAACUGUUUAUAACAGGCUUGCUUUUUGUUUUAUUAUUGCAUUUAUAAGCACACAUGCUUUAGAAUGCUCUCUUUUUAUUCAUCCCAUGCCACACGGACAAUUUGGUUAAAAAGUUUGACACACAGAAAUGCCUAUUUUUGCUUUGAAAUACUCCUGGUUAUGAUUUCAUUCGAGAACUUUUAAGUACGUAACAUCGGUGACUCGCGUGUUGAUUUGCAAAGGAACUAGCUGGUUUUAAGAGGUAGUUGGUCACCAUCUUGUUUCAAGAGACAUUUUGUUUUAGGCUUAAUGAAGGAAGUUCAUUUCAUGCCUUGUAUCUUUCAUUUUCUUCAUAAAAUUAAAAGCAGAUGAUAUCUUGUGACAAGACAGGACAUAACCUUAGAGGUUGUUAAAGGACUUUGUAAGAAGGAGCGAAUGAUCUUACAAAGACACCGGUCCUUUAGUGCAAUGUUACAGAAAUGUUUGCCUUGUGACAGUGAAAUGGAAAAAUCCUGCAGCUUCGAGGUAUGUUCCCACAGACAUCCCUGUGGGCUGCAGUUUGUUAAACAAACAUGGCUAAAGCCCAGGUCACAUGGUCUGGCAUUUGAACCAGAACAAGUCAAAUAAUAAUAAAAAGAAAUUAUUACAUAAUAACUUGAUAUUCAGGAUUCUAGAGUUUUUGUGACAAAUUCGAGGACUGGGGCUUAUAAAUGCGCUAACCAGGGUGUGCAAACAAUAUAGGCAUUCAAAGAUACUGCCUGCCCUGAAUUCUUCAAUGGAGCGCUGAAGAUCAUUUUAUGCAUGGUUGUUUGUUGAGCAUGUUUUUGAUGUUGCAUAACACACGUCAACAUCAUUAAUCGACUUGUGUCCUCAUCAGCCAGUAAGCUCUAAUGCCCCAAAGCCACUUUAAUCAGUUUUAUAAUGAUUUUUGUAUAAAAUGUAAAUUGUUCCAUAUAAAGAUUAAAUAAACCCUCUGUUGAAAAUGUU